AUGUAUCCACUGUUCCUCGGAAUGCCCCUGACCCCCACCAGCCUCCUGUCACUCAAACAGAGCCAAAUCUACUCUGCCCAGAGUUUACUCGAGUAUUUCUGCAGAAAAAAUUAUUGGUCUCCUCCCGAGUACCACCUCUACUCCACUCCUGGACAUGACGGCAAACUGCUGCUGCUGUAUAAGGUGAUUCUGUCGUCCACUCACAGCACUUACAUCCCAGACAAACUGUGUUUUCUUCUGGAUGAUGCUAAAGAGUUGGCGGCCCAAACCACUCUCUGGAACCUUGACACAGUGCUGCAAGGGGGCAUGUCCUCCAAUCACAGCGCCUCUUCCUCGGCCUUUACUAAACCACAAAUCCUGGGUUCACGUAGAACUCCCGCACUGGCCUCAGACUUUGAUCUUAUCUCUGGACUACAGAAGGUUUGUUGUGUUUUGACAGUUCCUCCCUUCGAGUCCCGUUCAGAUGUUUUGGAGUUUUCAUUCUUCUGA
Messenger RNA from Knipowitschia caucasica, 489 nucleotides. The record is from the annotation of a GenBank genome assembly. NCBI's taxonomy places the organism in Eukaryota, Metazoa, Chordata, Actinopteri, Gobiiformes, Gobiidae.